Messenger RNA from Solanum verrucosum, 547 nucleotides. RefSeq names its product proteinase inhibitor type-2 CEVI57-like. Gene Ontology annotation, molecular function: serine-type endopeptidase inhibitor activity. The record is from RefSeq and is a predicted model, not a curated record. The transcript is spliced from 2 exons. The coding region runs from base 1 to 438 and encodes 145 amino acids. NCBI's taxonomy places the organism in Eukaryota, Viridiplantae, Streptophyta, Magnoliopsida, Solanales, Solanaceae.
AUGGCUGUUCACAAAGUUAGCUUCAUUGCUUGCCUACUUGUUCUUGGGAUGUUUCUUCUUGUAAACACUGUUGAUGCCAAGGUGUGUCCAAGAAUAUGUGGUAAUUUUGGGUAUGGACUAUGCCCACGUUCCGAAGGAAGUCCGGAAAAGCCCAUAUGCACCAAUUGUUGCUCGGGCUACAAGGGUUGCAAAUAUUACAAUGCUAACGGAGAUUUAGUUUGUGAAGGGGAGUCUGACCCCAGAAACCCAAAUGAUUGUUCCUAUGAGUGUGAUACACAAAUUGCCUAUUCAAAAUGUCCUCGUUCUGAAGGAAAGAUGAUAAUUAAACCCACGGGAUGCACCACCUGUUGCACCGGCUACCAGGGUUGCUACUAUUUCGAUCAAGAAGGUGAUUUUGUGUGUGAAGGAGAGAGUCCUGAACCCAAGGCAGUUGCUUAAGUAUUUCUAAUUAAUCGUUUGCUGCAAUUUAUUAGUAACAAAUGUGUGCAUUAUAUAUGCUGAUCUCUUGUAAUGUGGACGAGUUUAAUGAAGCACUAGUUUCAUAUUA